This is a messenger RNA of Haemonchus placei, 894 nucleotides long. The record is from the annotation of a GenBank genome assembly. Lineage: Eukaryota; Metazoa; Nematoda; Chromadorea; Rhabditida; Trichostrongylidae.
AUGCCGGAGAAGUUUGAUGCGAAGAAGUUUUUUAUCGACUUGGCCUCAGGAGGUACCGCUGCUGCCAUCUCCAAGACCGCUGUCGCCCCUAUUGAGCGAGUAAAGCUUCUUCUUCAGGUACAAGAUGCAUCAAGCACUAUUGCUGUCGAUAAGCGAUACAAGGGAAUUAUCGAUGUGUUGGUCCGAGUUCCCAAAGAGCAGGGUUUCACCGCUUUGUGGCGAGGAAACUUCGCUAACGUUAUCCGAUAUUUCCCCACGCAAGCUUUGAACUUCGCCUUCAAGGAUUCCUACAAGAAGAUUUUCUUGGAGGGUCUUGACAAGAAGAAGGACUUCUGGAAGUUCUUUGCCGGAAACUUGGCUUCCGGAGGUGCUGCUGGAGCUACCUCUUUGUGCUUUGUAUAUCCUCUUGAUUUUGCUCGAACCCGUCUUGCCGCUGAUAUCGGCAAGGGAGCAGGUCGUGAAUUCAAAGGAUUGGCUGACUGUUUGAUCAAGGUUACAAAAUCUGAUGGUCCUAUCGGAUUGUACCGUGGAUUCUUCGUCUCCGUACAAGGUAUCAUCAUCUACCGUGCCGCAUACUUCGGGUUGUUCGAUACUGCCAAGAUGUUGCUGGCAUCCGAAGGCAAACUCAACUUCUUCAUUGCAUGGGCUAUUGCUCAGGUUGUCACGGUCGGAUCAGGAAUCUUGUCUUAUCCUUGGGAUACUGUUCGUCGUCGUAUGAUGAUGCAGUCUGGAAGAAAGGAUAUUUUGUACAAGAACACCCUUGACUGUGCCAAGAAGAUCAUCAAGAACGAAGGAAUUGGAGCCAUGUUCAAGGGAGCAUUGUCAAAUGUUUUCCGUGGAACAGGAGGAGCCUUGGUUUUGGCCAUCUAUGACGAGAUUCAGAAAUUCCUUUGA